AUGGCCACUUCGACAUCAUCGAUCACGUCGUCGCCCACAGCGAGCCCAACUGGCAGCCCUGGAAACAAUGGAGGCUCGGGUCCGAGUUCGCCACUGCUCUUUUUCGUGGCUUUGGGCUUUGGGGUUGUCUUCACGAACUUAUGGAUCAUCGUUGGCGUCAAAUACUGCUUUAGAUACAACCAGCGCAAUCGACAGCGCAUGAAUGGUGAAGACCCAGACGGCGUAGAUCUCGCAGCAAUGCCUCGACAACAUCGCCGCAGACGGGAGAAGAAGCUCAUGACCAUCGAGGAAGUCAACGAAAAAUUCCCUUUGACAAAAUACAAGACAUGGCGUUCCAAUCGUGCCGACGAGGGUUUGCCCACGGCGGGAGGGAUUACUACGACCUCCCGCCCGGCUAGCAUACACAACGUCCAACGGGAUUCCAAGGACUCGAAGGAAAUUGAGGCCCAAGAAUUGGCGCAUGCACAAACAAAUUCCACGACGGAGGAGAAAACUCCCGAGCAUGGUGAACCAGAAGUCGUGGAAGGUGAAAAGAGUGACAUGGACAAUCGGCCAGUCACGCCCUCUCGUCCCAAAUCUGCUCCAUCGACCGGAACACCCGGUACUCCCGUGCACAAAGUCAGCAGUCACGAUGAUGACGACGAAGACGAAGAGCGUAUCCAAACUGCCCUUCCUGCCGAACAGCUGCCUGAUCCUGGCGACGCCUGUGCCAUCUGUAUCGACAACAUCGACGACGACGAUGACAUUCGUGGGCUGCAUUGUGGUCACGCAUUCCAUGCCUCGUGUGUUGAUCCAUGGUUGACAUCACGCCGAGCCUGUUGUCCUCUUUGUAAGGCGGAUUACUACGUCCCCAAGCCCCGUCCCGAAGGUGCCGAAGUGAAUCCCACAAACCUGCAGCCGCCCCCAACGGCGUUUUCCAUUAUCGGCAAUGGUCGACCAGGCCGCAGACCUGCAAUGAUCAUUCCGGGCCGAUUCAUGAGUAUCGUGUAUCACGAUCGUGAUCGGCAUGGAUUCCCACUGGUGGUGCGUGCAGAGCGCGCAGAUCAACCUGCUCGAGAACAAGAUCGACGGCGGCAAAGAGACAGGUUACCGAGCUCCAACACAGCUGCUAGCCAAGAAGGAGCCGACACUCAGUCCUCGUGGAGAUCAAGAUUUGGCUUGAGAAUGCCCAGUCGAAGUCGACAAGCACAAACACAACCGGCGGCUCCGGAAGCUCUGCCUACCCCUUCACAGCUUGAAGCUGGAAGAUGA
This is a messenger RNA of Fonsecaea erecta, 1251 nucleotides long. RefSeq lists its product as hypothetical. The record is from RefSeq and is a predicted model, not a curated record. Gene Ontology annotation, biological process: ubiquitin-dependent protein catabolic process. Gene Ontology annotation, molecular function: ubiquitin protein ligase activity. The transcript has 2 exons. Gene Ontology annotation, cellular component: cytoplasm. NCBI's taxonomy places the organism in Eukaryota, Fungi, Ascomycota, Eurotiomycetes, Chaetothyriales, Herpotrichiellaceae. The coding region runs from base 1 to 1251 and encodes 416 amino acids.